AUGCCUCGCAAUGACAGAAAGCGAAAUUCUCGUUAUCUCCGAAUUUAUCUCAUCUUGAUGAAUUUGCCGGAGUUCGCCACGAUGAACAAGGAGCUGAACCAGUGCCGGGAGCAACUGUUGGAGAAAGAAGAAGAGAUCACGGAGCUCAAAGCUGAGCGGAACAACACCAGACUGCUCCUGGAACACCUGGAGUGUCUCGUUUCGCGACACGAGCGAAGCUUGAGAAUGACAGUGGUGCGACGGCAAGCACAAAGCCAGUCCGGCGUUUCGUCAGAAGUGGAAGUUCUGAAGGCUUUGAAGUCUCUUUUCGAGCAUCACAAAGCUUUGGACGAAAAGGUUCGAGAGCGAUUGCGGGUAUCGCUGGAGCGCGCGGCUCAGUUGGAGCAGGACCUGGAGCGCACAAAAGAUGAGGUUCGAGAGCGAUUGCGGGUAUCGCUGGAGCGCGCGGCUCAGUUGGAGCAGGACCUGGAGCGCACAAAAGAUGAG
Molecule: messenger RNA, 486 nt
Organism: Notodromas monacha
Lineage: Eukaryota; Metazoa; Arthropoda; Ostracoda; Podocopida; Cyprididae
Source: the annotation of a GenBank genome assembly